Exophiala xenobiotica is the source of this 2315-nucleotide messenger RNA. RefSeq lists its product as uncharacterized. NCBI's taxonomy places the organism in Eukaryota, Fungi, Ascomycota, Eurotiomycetes, Chaetothyriales, Herpotrichiellaceae. The coding region runs from base 425 to 1840 and encodes 471 amino acids. The record is from RefSeq and is a predicted model, not a curated record. The transcript has 2 exons.
UUCCGACGUCUUUUUGCCCCGCAGCCCUCGCCUCAAUUUGAAAGCUCGAGUCAGAUAUAGCUCGAAGCCAAGCCUGUUGUCAAGACUCUCAUGACCUGAAAAGAACUCGGGUUCCGACCAUGAUGCCUUCUGGCUCUCCUUUGACCUUUGACCUGAUGCAGCUUCACGCCGGCUGACUCUGAAGGAUUUUCCAUCACCCUGCAUUGCGACAUCUCUCCCUCCGAGUAAAGGUGUACUGUACCAUCAUCGACGAACUCCAAGGUCUAGAAUCUUUUCAAUGACGAGCGUGGCACUUCUUCCACCCACUCCCGCGUCCUUUUGACACCUCGCUAGCUCAUACCGAUCGCUGACCCGCCCUAUUCCUCAUUUGCUGGAGAACCAGUCAAUCCUACCCCGCGCUACGAGUACAUCCUGUCCUUAUAAGAUGGCUUCGGCCGCGCCGCACGAGCCAACAGAAUCAUCUAUUUUGGCUAGACCUUUAUCGCCUGAAGAUGGAAAAGGGCUGAGAUUUGGCCAAGCGUGGAAGGACGCAGGCAAACCCUCGUCACGACCCCCAUCCGCAGACCAGUCUGAUUGCAGUCGGCGCAAAUCAUUGAUCCAGUUCCAUACCGCGGAUGCAGAAGACCUCAUCAGACGAGAGAGUGUCGCCCAAGGUGCUAGAAUGUCCUCCAGUGCUCUGAGAAGACUGUCAUCGCCACCGCCUCCCUUCAACUACCACCGUGGUGUCUCCUUCGAUACCUUUGACAACCGAGACGCAUCGACGGAAUCGUUUACAUUAAACUACAAGCAUUGCGAGUAUUCUCGUAACUCUCGAGGUCGAACCUUCUUGUGCGGAACCGAUGCGAAAGACUACUCGGAAUAUGCCUUGGAGUGGAUGCUGGACGAGUUGGUUGACGACGGAGACGAGAUCGUUUGCUUGCGAGUGAUCGAGAAAGAUGCGAGACCAAACGAGACAGCAUAUGACCGUGGCAAAUAUCGGUUAGAGGCGCAAAAGUUACUGGACAGUGUCAUCAAGAAGAACAGCUCGGAGGAGAAAGCGAUCAGCAUCAUCAUGGAGCUUGCGGUCGGGAAGGUCCAGGAAAUCUUCCAGCGCAUGAUCCAGUUGUAUGAGCCCGCGGUAUUAAUUGUGGGUACCCGUGGGAGAAAUCUGGGAGGAAUGCAAGGUUUGCUUCCUGGAUCAGUCUCAAAAUACUGUCUCCAACACUCACCCGUACCUGUGAUCGUGGUUCGACCGACUUCGAAAAGGAUGAAAAAGAAAAUGAAACGGCAGAUGGAGAGUGGUCGAAGCCUUUACAGCAGCAUGCUUGAACAGGUCCAAUCAGCUGGUGGCAGUCAUUUGUACGCGCAGGCUAAUAGCACUUCGAUAUCAAUGGAAGCCACCCAGAAGGAAGCUGACGCGGUUGAAAAGGCCAUCGGGCCUCCCAAAAAGGGUAUACUCAAGGGGACGUAUGGGGGACCUCUUGCGCGAGUCACUUCGGCCAGAAGCGAUAUCACUUCAGACGAGGACUCUCCCGAAAGGAGUUUUGCUUUACCGAUUGGGUUCUUGAGCACCGAGAGUGCGCCUCGGGCUGAUCUCGCGAUGAAAAGCCCGAGCAUUGCCGCCCUUGCAGAAGACUGGGACGAUGAUAAACCUCCCAGAUCGCCCAGACAAUCUGCGAAAAAGGACCAUCGAGAUAGUGAUGCUGCUAUUUCUGAUGAAGAGGACAUUCAUCUGCUGGUGCCGAGGAUUGUGGAGGAACGGCGACCGUCCGUCAGAGAGACCACGCCCUGGUUGGCGGAUAUACUUCGAGACAAGCCGCAAAGGAGGUCGCCGAGUCACGGCCGAUCUCCUUCUCGAUAACGUUGGCUUCUGGGUGGCAUGGUUUGGCGACAUUCUAUCAAAGCCAUUCAUGCUGAUCCCUCGAAUGGGGUUUCCUGCAAGGAGGAAGGGACGUCUCAGCAGAGCACUGAUAGUUGGUCAGUCGUGGUCACCUCUAGAUGACAUCUUCGAAGCUGCAACCUGUCUACAAGAGCUUCGAUCACGACGAUUGAGAUGGCCCCUUGACCAGGUGAAGAGGUGUUCGACCGUUGCACAGAGGUGCUGGUUUCGUGAGAUUGUGGUUGGUGAGACGUGAUCCUGGCAUGCGCAGGCUCAAGAUACCAAAGUGGGCCUCGACCGAGGGAGUCCUGGUGUGCGCGCUCUACCGGGUUCAGAUCACACUUCUUCAGCUGUGUGAAAGCCAGCCCAUUCAAAUAGCCUCCAACCUAGAAUUUACCACCUGCUCGGUUACGGUAUCGUUAUCUACUCGUAGUGGGUAGCUGUAGCAGAAGGCCAG